Messenger RNA from Mustela erminea (ermine), 759 nucleotides. Its product is annotated as calcium-activated chloride channel regulator 1-like. NCBI's taxonomy places the organism in Eukaryota, Metazoa, Chordata, Mammalia, Carnivora, Mustelidae. The record is from RefSeq and is a predicted model, not a curated record. Bases 1 to 759 code for a protein of 252 amino acids. The transcript is spliced from 5 exons.
AUGGUACUCACUCUGUAUCCUAUUCUGUUUCUAGCUAUACAUCUCUUGCCUGGAGUGAAAAACUCAAUGGUACACUUGAAUAACAAUGGAUAUGACGGCAUUGUCAUUGCAAUUAACCCUAGGGUACCAGAAGAUGAAAAACUCAUUCAAAACAUAAAGGAAAUGGUAACUGAAGCUUCGACUUACCUGUUUCAUGCCACCCAACGAAGAGUUUAUUUCAGGAAUGUAAGCAUUUUAAUUCCAAUGACCUGGAAGUCAAAAUCUGAGUACUUAAUGCCAAAACAAGAAUCAUAUGACCAGGCAGAUGUCAUAGUUGCCAAUCCUUACGUAAAAUUUGGAGAUGAUCCCUAUACACUUCAAUAUGGACAAUGUGGGGAAAAGGGACAAUAUAUACAUUUUACUCCAAACUUCUUAUUGACUAAUAAUUUGCCCAUCUAUGGGUCCCGAGGCAGAGUGUUUGUCCAUGAGUGGGCCCACCUCCGAUGGGGAAUAUUUGAUGAGUAUAAUGUGGACCGGCCAUUCUAUAUUUCCAGACGGAACACUAUUGAAGCAACAAGAUGUUCAACUCAUAUUACUGGCAUUAAUGUGGUUUUCAAGGAAUGUCAGGGAGGCAGCUGUAUAACAAGGCCAUGCAGGCGUGACUCACAGACAGGACUGUAUGAAGCAAAAUGUACAUUUAUCCCAGAAAAAUCCCAGGCUGCAAAGGACUCCAUAAUGUUUAUGCAAAGUCUCAAUUCCGUAAGUACCUUCUUUUUCUAG